AUGAAAUUGAGUGUUGUUGAUAUUAGCAAGCCUGAAGAACAAAUCUUAGAACCACUUUUAGAAGCCGCUACGAAGCAAGGGUUUCUUCUUAUCGACGGGCAUGCUUUUACACAAUCAGAAGUUGAUGAGUUGUUCACCAUAUCUGAAGGAUUCUUUACCGGUACAGGUCAGAAUGAAAAAUUGAAGUAUCCAAUUGAUCAAAGAAAUUUUGGAUAUUCCGGCUUUAAUGUAGAAAACUUGAAUCCUAACAAGAGCGUUGAUUACAAGGAAGGCUUUAAUUUUAGUCAAAUUAAUUUUGCUGAUGGAAUUGUAAACCAAACACCUAAUUACGAGUUGAACCAAUUCGAUUCUACCAACCCUUUACCACCGUUUUUCUCAGAACGUCUGGACUUUUUGAGCAAAAUUAUUAUCAAACUGCAUGCACAGGCAAGACGCAUCAUCCAACUCUUGAGCAUGGCAAUGGGUGUAGAAGAUGUCAAUUUCUUUCUGAAAAGGUUUGAACCUAGUAAACCAUCACCAAGCACUUUUAGAAUGUUACACUAUCCUUUAGUGAGAUCUAAUUCCUCAGGUAAGGCUGAUCCCCACGUUCGGGCGGGAGCUCACACCGAUUACGGAGCAUUAACGCUUCUUUUCCAAAGAAAAGGUGAACAAGGUUUACAGUUGCAGCUGGAUGGAUGCAGUUGGACUGAUGUUGAGUUUGUACCUACUAAACAUAAGGGCAUGGCACCGCCACUAGUAAUUAAUUUUGGUGACAUGAUGUCUUACUGGACAAAUGGUGUUUUGAAAAGUACUAUGCAUCGGGUGAGAUUUGAACCGGGGCAAACAAGAGAUUCAGAUCGUUACUCAAUGGUCUUCUUCUUUGAACCUACAGUAACUACGAAAUUAAUCCCAGUGCCAUGUGAAAUGGUGCAGACUCAAAAAGGACAGACAGUCGCUAGACCGGAAAUGACUUCGCUGGAGUAUUUGCAAAAGAAAUUGGAGUCAACCUAUAGCUAUAGGUAA
Molecule: messenger RNA, 1002 nt
Organism: Zygosaccharomyces rouxii
Lineage: Eukaryota; Fungi; Ascomycota; Saccharomycetes; Saccharomycetales; Saccharomycetaceae
Exons: 1
Coding region: 1-1002 (333 amino acids)
Molecular function (GO): dioxygenase activity
Source: RefSeq, a predicted model, not a curated record